Molecule: messenger RNA, 2499 nt
Organism: Coturnix japonica (Japanese quail)
Lineage: Eukaryota; Metazoa; Chordata; Aves; Galliformes; Phasianidae
Gene: CCN5
Product: cellular communication network factor 5
Biological process (GO): positive regulation of cell differentiation; cell adhesion; signal transduction
Cellular component (GO): extracellular region; extracellular matrix
Molecular function (GO): heparin binding; integrin binding
Source: RefSeq, a predicted model, not a curated record
UCCAGAGGGGAAGGUUCUAACAGCAUUUACAUGAUGAGCUGCCCAUGUUCUGCUCCGUGUUCCUUCAGAAGGCAGAACCUGUGUGAUGUGAUGAGUCCAAAUCCACACCAUGUGCAUCCAACCCUGCACCUGCCCAUGUGCUGUCCUGAUCAGGGCUGCACGUUGCUCUCCUGCUCUCACUGUGCCAUAGGAAUUAAGGAAAGAAGAGCACUUUCAGUGCCUGCAGAGCUUGCCUGACCAGUCCUGCACACUGUGUAUCCCUCACAGCAGAGGGGCAGCAUCCUGCUCUCAGCUUUGUGAUUCCAUGCAGUGUGGGUGACAUAUCCCUCUCCAGUAGCUGUGCCGUGGGGCAGUGUUAAAUACGGGGCUGGGUUCCCAGCUCUGCUCUGUGUUGGCAGUGUCCCAGGCUGGAUGUCAGGGGAUCAGACACCCCUUUCUAUUCACAGCCCAGCAGAGAGGUGCUGGCUCUGCCUGGCAGCCCAUGCUCAGAAGCCCCCUCUGCCAUGUCCGUGCCAUCGGGGACUUGUCCCUUGUCCCUUCCCUUCUCUUGCUCUCCCAGCAGACAGCACGCUCUCACCUUGAGGGGAGUGGAAAUGUCAGCUGGAAUGUGGGCUGGGAAAAAAAGAAAGCAAAUCUUGAGGCUCGUCCAAACCUACUCCUGUUUGUAUUGGAGCCUGGGAGUGACAUCAGAGCAAGGAGACUAUAAACACCAGCAGGACCCACUCGGGGCUUUAAAGCCUGCAAACAUGGGGCUCCAGCUGGAGAAGCAGCUCCUCAUCCUCUCCCUGCUCUGCAUCCUCUCCAAGGUGUGCUCCCAGCUGUGCCGACGGCCGUGCUACUGCCCCCAUGUGCUGCCCCGCUGCCCACGCGGGUCCCCCCUGGUCCUGGAUGGCUGUGGCUGCUGCAGGGUCUGUGCCCGGCGCCUGGGAGAGCCCUGCGACUUCCUGCAUGUCUGCGACCGCAGCCAGGGGCUCAUCUGUGACUACAGCUCGGGGACAGGAGGCACCUGCAACUUUGAAGAUGAUGAGGAGGGCUGUGAGGUGAACGGGCGGCUGUACCGUGAUGGGGAGGUGUUCCAGCCCAGCUGCAAGCUGCAGUGCCGCUGCCUGGAUGGGGGCUUCACCUGCGUCCCGCUCUGCCAGGAGGACAUUCGCCUGCCCACCCCAGACUGCCCCUACCCACGGCGUGUGGACAUCCCGGGGAAGUGCUGCCCUGAGUGGGUCUGCGAGGCCAGAGAACAGCACCUCCUGCAGAGCACUGGGACAGCCCAUGCGGUGCCGUACCCCUGCCAGCCGUGGGGCACAGAGUGGAGUGCCUGCUCUGCCACCUGCGGCGUGGGCUUCUCCACCCGUGUCUCCAACCAGAACCUCUACUGUCAGCUGGAGACACAGCGGCGGCUCUGCAUGCUCAGGCCCUGCCCGGCUCUGCCUGCAGCAUCCCCUGCAAGGGGAUGAGGAGGGUGUUUGCAGCCAUACCCACCCUGGUUGCAUCCCAGAGCCAAUGACCUGGCUGGCACACGUGCAUGACACCGUGGUUUUGGAGGAGAUGGAAGACAUGUCCCUUGGGAAUCUGGGGGAGAACUGAUGGACUUCAGCUGCAGAGGAGGGUGGAAAUAGAGAACAAGAUCCCUACAACACGCCUGUGUACUCUGCUGCCCUGGGUAGGGUGGCUGGGCAGCAGCACCCAGUUGUAUGAGAUGGGGAAACCCACCUGAGAAAAGGGGACGUGGUCCUUUCCCAGACUGGAGAGGCUUUUGGAAGGGGCUGAGUGAUGCUGCUGUGCCAAGCACACACACACAGCUCUGCUCUGCAGAAUAGACCACUAGAAGGGCACCCUUUGCCCCCCACACUGGGGAUGAGGGCCACCACACCCAGGUACCGGCAGCUCCCAUUCACCUUCCCCACAUCCCUCCAGCACAAACAGCUUCCCACUCCGCCUGGCUGCCUGCUCUCCAAAGCCCGGCGGUUUGGCAGGGCUCUGGCAGGCGAGCAACUCAGACAGAGGAGGCACCAGACAUACCACCCCGCAUCCAAGCGCAUACCCCAAAAACUAAGGCCAGCAGAAAGGCAGGAGAUGGGAAAGGAAACAGCAGCGAUGAGCCCAACGGGCUGGAGCUGCUCCAGCGCGCAGAGCUGCACAGGAGAGCGGAGCGGCGGCGAACGUUUAGGGGCUGCUCAGAAACGAAACCCAAAUGCCCUCUAACGGCCUCGCAGCGAUGUGCAGAGCAGGGCGAGAAGAGCGGAGAGCAGAGCAGGCGAGGCUGUGUAUCCUGGCUGUGCACCCCUGCAAUCAAAGCGCUGUGAACGUGAUUGCAGCGUGUUACCCUGGGUUGAGCCCCUCGGCCAGCAGCAGAGCCCAGCAGCCCCAGCAGGUGCUGGAAAUAAAUCAGAGUGAAGGGUGUUGUCACCUCUUUUGGGGGAAAAAUUAAAGAAAAAGGAGAAAAUAAUAAAAAGUAAAAAUAAAUAAUAAUAAAGAAGACUCUUGCUGCUCAUGCAACAA